Corythoichthys intestinalis (scribbled pipefish) is the source of this 4234-nucleotide messenger RNA. RefSeq names its product WD repeat domain phosphoinositide-interacting protein 1-like. Lineage: Eukaryota; Metazoa; Chordata; Actinopteri; Syngnathiformes; Syngnathidae. Gene Ontology annotation, cellular component: phagophore assembly site membrane; extrinsic component of membrane; cytosol. Gene Ontology annotation, molecular function: phosphatidylinositol-3,5-bisphosphate binding; protein binding; phosphatidylinositol-3-phosphate binding. The record is from RefSeq and is a predicted model, not a curated record. Bases 349 to 1743 code for a protein of 464 amino acids. The transcript has 11 exons. Gene Ontology annotation, biological process: autophagy of mitochondrion; nucleophagy; protein localization to phagophore assembly site.
AUCGAAACGCGCCUUGAAUGACGCUUCCUCCCAUCGGUUGUUAUUGUUUUGCUGGAAGAAGCCUGGAAGUUAAUAAUCAUAACAGUAACGACGUAGUUUGUCAACGCGAAGCGACACGAUUAGAAUCGUGUAUUUAAUCUCCGGUUUAAAGCGAUCGCUGGGUAGUUCGCUCCCGGUGCCUGCAUGCGUACCAUCCGGGGCUAGUCCGUCCGGACAUUCCUCUCCCAGAGGACUGUGAGCGUGGCGGUUGGAGUCGGGGUGGCGGAGGAGGGGAAAGCGGGGGGCCCCGGUGUGGAUCGAGGCGAUCUUGAGGCCUCUGAGCUCGGCCAGCGAAAACUGGAGGCUCGGAUGGAUUCCCAAGACGAAGUGGACGGCGGCCCCGAGAUGCUACGAGGCUUCAUCUGUGCCUCGUUUAACCAGGACACCACUUCUUUGUCGGUGGGCACGAAGACUGGGUACCGUCUCUUCUCAGUCACUGCUGUAGACAAACUGGACUGCAUCCAUGAGGGAGUGGAGUGUCCCGACGUGUGCAUCGUGGAGCGGCUGUUCUCCAGCAGCCUGGUGGUGGUGGUGAGCCAAUCCGUACCGCGACGGAUGAACGUCUAUCAUUUUAAGAAAGGGACUGAGAUCUGCAACUACAGCUACACCAACAACAUCCUCAGCGUCAGGCUUAACAGACAGCGACUGGUGGUUUGCCUGGAGGAAUCCAUUUAUAUCCACAAUAUUAAAGACAUGAAACUCCUUAAGACCCUCCUCAACACCCCUACCAACCCCUCAGGUCUCUGUGCCCUGUCCGUCAACCACGGUAACUCUUUCUUGGCGUAUCCUGGUAGUGCCACUAUUGGAGAGAUCACUGUGUACGAUGCAAACAACCUGGUAAGUCUGCAUCAUAGUAAAAUUAAAAUCACAGCUGAUUUGCAACUAUGGACCGGUUUCUCCGUUAAGAGCACUGUGACGCUGAUCCAGGCCCAUGCUAGCCCCUUGGCGGCGCUCACCUUCAACGCCUCUGGCACUAAACUCGCCAGUGCUUCAGAGAAAGGCACGGUUAUCAGGGUGUUCAGCAUUCCUGAAGGUCAGAGGUUGUUUGAGUUUCGACGAGGGAUGAAAAGAUAUGUUAGCAUAAGUUCACUGUCAUUCAGCGCUGAUGCGCAGUUCCUGUGUGCCUCCAGCAACACGGAGACGGUCCAUAUCUUCAAAUUGGAGCAGCACAGCCCAAAUCAAGAGGAAGAGUCGCCUACAUGGUCUGCAUAUGUGGGCAAAAUGUUCACAGCGGCUAGCACCUACUUGCCAGCUCAGGUGUCCGACAUGAUGCAUCAAGACAGAGCCUUCGCCACCGUGCGACUCAACAUGUUUGGCCUGAAGAACAUCUGUGCGCUAGCUAUGAUUCAGAAGCUACCUCGCUUGCUGGUGGCGUCCUCAGACGGUUAUCUUUACAUCUAUAAUGUUGACCCACAAGAUGGAGGCGAGUGCAUGCUGGUUCAAAAACACAGGUUGUUUGAUGGCAGUGAGGAGCAGGCAGAACAGAAGGAAGAUGAGCCACCAGCGGAGGGCUCCAACCAACCAGCCUGCCAAUCAUAUGCAGCUACUGUGGCACUCCCUUCGAGCCCGCCUUCCUCCACUACACUUUUGGGGUACUCAGAGGAUGGAGGAGCCCAGAAGGGGGACGUCAUCCCAGAGCACGAGUUCGCAGAAGGCCCCAUGUGUCUGGAUGAUGAAAAUGAAUUUCCUCCAAUCAGUAACUAAAUUAACUCUCAAUGCUCCAUCACUAGCCAUCAUUUCCUUCUCAACGCAGACAGAAUUGCAAAACGCAUGAAAACCAGCCGCCUCCUUUUUCCACGCAUAACGUACCCCUGCAGGUCGAGGGUCUAAUUCUACCAAAUAGUUACAUUCUGGUGUUUUCUGGAUUCUGUGUAGUCCUGGAAACACAUUAACACAUAAGGAGUGGACAUUUCACUCAUUUGGAACAUCACACGUCGGUAUUACACCGACGAGUACAGUGUUAAAGAGUUUUUGUGACGUUGCUUCAUCAUAUGAGCAAAAUGCAUUGUAUGUGUAAUUUAGAGGUUACUUUUUUAGCCUGCUACAUCAUGCCAUUUGUUGUUGACUUAACUGCUUCUGAGUAGGUACUGUUCGAGAUAAGCGAUCAAAACAUACUGCACGUGAGAAGCACUGACCUGACUUGGUCAACAUUCCCAAAAGUGGACCUUGUAUGUUGGUUUGCUUGCGCUUAUGUAUUAGACUUAGGACCACACCGAAGUUUAAAAAAAAAAAAAAAAAAAAAAAAAAAAAAAAAAGAACAAUUUGUAGGAUUACAUCAUUAAUACCAUAACAAUUGCAAAGGCAUGGUUUAACAGAGCAAAUAAUGGCGUGAUAUUUAGAGAAGGAAGUUGUAAUUUUAUGGGAGUAAAAUUGUGACUUUGAUGAGAGUAAAGAUAGAAUUUUAGAGUAUUGUAAGUCAUGCAUUCACCUGAAAAAGUCUUAAAGAAUAAAGUCAUUAUUCUAUGAAAGUACACUUUGAUUUUGAAAAAUAUAUUUUAUAAGUAUGAAGCCGUUAUUUAUAUAAAGUGAGUGUUUUUAGAAUUUUCAGAGAAUAAUUAAGAAAUCCAAUUAAUAGGUCUGCAAGAAAUACAUAUUACAUAUAAAAGGUCAUUAAUUUAACACUAGGCUACAGAUUGCCGCUCUUGAUGGGGGCAAAUCUGCAACAGUGCAAGUGCGUGAAUUGUUCAUCUGCUCGCGCCUGUGCGGCUACUAAAUUUCAGAAAAUAAAAUUAAUUAAAAAUAAAUAAAUAAUGGUCAUUAUUCUUGAAAAUUUUUUGGUUGAUGAGAAACAUCCAAGUACAGUUGGUGGUUAUAAUGCACAAAUGAUCUAAUAUCGUAGAAAUAUGUGAGACAUUGUUAGGGUAAAUUUUGUCAAUUUAUGAGAAUACAUUUAUUUUUCCUGAGAAUAAAUUUAAAAUUUCAAUGUUUCAGUAAUUAUAUUAGUGAUUAUAUAAUUAAAACACAUUUAAAGAGGAGAGAAAUGUGUAAUUUCACAAGAUUCCAUUGUUCUUUUUCCUAUUUUAGUAUGACCCUAGUAAAAACACAUUGUACCUGUUUUGUCAUGGCAACAAAAUAAAUGCACAUUAUGCGUACAUAUUCAUAUUACACGAGUAUUAGGUUUUUUUUGCCAUCUUCACAGUUGUGAGGUAAGACCAUAAUCUCAUACAAUAGGCAUGCAUGCUGUAAAGUGCAUUCCCCUCAGCCUAUGCUCAUCAGCGGGCUAAAGCACAAAGUUGUCGGGGGGAAAAAGUAGCUUUGGUGUACAGUAUUCCUGCUGAAAAGAAACCAAAGGAAGUAUGCGAAAAACUCCUUAGUGACGGUUAUUAAAGAUGACUUUUUUAUAUAUAUAUUUCUACGCAAUAGGCUUCUUGCAAAGUAUUGUUGCAAUUAGGUAUGCAAGAGGAUGCUUUUGUAAUGUGUUAAGGGUUUUCUUUUUUUUUUUUUUUGCUUUUUAAGAUUAACCUUAAGGGACUUUUUUUUAUUUUUUUUUUUAUUAACAAAGCCUUGCAGUUUUAGUUGCCAUCUCCGCCAAAUGAGUAUUUCAAAUUAGAGCAUUUCAAUCAUGCACUUUAAAGUAAUAGUGUAUGUGAUUUAAGAAUGCAGCUAUGACGAAUUCUAGCAGAAGCAAGGCGAUGCUUACCUACUCACUAAUGUAAAAAUAACAAUAUAUGUGAAGGAGCCAAUAGAAUAAUGUGAAUCGCCUGAUGGUACAAGAAGCGACAGGUCCUUAAAUUUCACUGUUAUCUCAAGGCUAUAUACCACAUGAUGCUGAAUAUUGUUUUAUGAUGGAAAAAAGUAUUACACAUUAACGCAAACUGACCAUGUAUUUUGAAUUUUUUUUUUUUUUUUUUUUACUGUAUGGAUAAUGUAUAUAUAUAACACUAACAAAAUUAAUGUGAUAUUUGGCUUGGAAGCUAAAAUUUUGGGAUGACUCUGUAAUGCAUACAACUGUCACAGAUUGUUUAAUUUAAAACACUUGAACAUGUAAAUUCAAAGCUUUUGGAAAAGUAUGGUGUUGAGACGUUGUAUUGCAUUCUAGGUUCCUCGCGAAAUUUCAAUCAAAAGCUAUUUUUGUGAGCCGUACAUGUAGGUAAUCAUUUAAUUUUGCCAAAAGGUGGCGCUGUCGGACACCUUGGACUACAUGGAGAUGUUGCAUACUGACAAUGAAGAAUCAAUAAAGAUGAUUCAGAAUCCA